Messenger RNA from Symbiodinium natans, 2736 nucleotides. The record is from the annotation of a GenBank genome assembly. NCBI's taxonomy places the organism in Eukaryota, Dinophyceae, Suessiales, Symbiodiniaceae.
AUGGCAGACUCCUGGGUCGUGGUCGUUGUUGCUGCCAAUCGACUGAAGCGGGGUGUCGAGCAUGCGGAAGCUGAAGGCCGUGCUGUCUUGGACAUAGUCCACAAGUAUGGGCUUUGCAGCGACCCGAUCGACUGCGUUGGGGGGGCCAAGGACGCGAUUCGCGAGGCUUUCCGGCUGGCUGCAGGGCGACUGAGGGACGGCUCCUACUGGGACGAUGGACUGAAGAGAUCGAAGCUGUUGGUGUUUGUGGCGGGAAAAGGCCACCAUGCUGACUGUGGCACGCUCUUCGAGCCUGCAGAUGCUCCAGACAGCGACGAGCCGUCCACUUGGCUGUGUGUGGAGGAGGAGGUUCUAUUCGCCGUAGAGGCGGCCGAGCUCAGAGAUGUCAAAGUCGUGACAUUUAUGGCGCUGUGCCGCUCAUACUGCUACGAGCUGCCAGAAGACCUGCCAGAUCAGGGCUUGACCCUCAGCGACGAGAAUGCGUACUACGACAUAUGGAUGUGUGGGGAGGACAAGGAGGUCGACGACUAUCAGUACCUGGCCUGUGCCUUGCGGUACUACCUGUCGCUUGGGGUCUCCGAGCUCAGCAGCCUCCUCCGUGGGAUGAAGGAGGACCUGGAGCAGCUGACGUUUGGAAAGGUCGAUCUCCACUGGGCGCAGCCGGCGCAGCCCAGCCGAGUUCUGCUGGGCCCUCCGCGGAGCUACGUGGAGCCUGGGCCCAUCAUGGCCGACGAGACUUUCAGGCGCGUUCGCCGCUCCAUCUUCCUGGCGCGCCACCUGGAGCGGAUGGCAAGCCAUGAGCUGGAGGCCAGCUUCGAAGACGCGCGCCGGUGCCUGGCGGAGGUUGGCAGGUUGGUUGCGCAGCGCGAGGCGGACACGCAACAGCAGCUGCACACGCGGCAUGAGCUGCUUUGCAUCCGACAGACGCGAAGCCUGCAGGAUGUCGCAGCGUGGUUGCAGCUGCAGCUUCCAAACCUUCCGGCACCCGAAGGUAGUCCGCUGGAUGUCAAGGGCCUGCUUCCGAGCUUCCUGGAGCCAAUGGCGGGUUGCAUGCUGGACUUCGUGGACCGAAACUCGGACGAGGAGCUGGCAGGAUUCGCGCAGGCCUUCGUGGACGACCUUUGCACCUAUGCGGAAUCCUUCAACCUCAGAGAUCUUUACGACCUUGAGACAGUGCCUUCGUCAAAGACGGAAAGGCUCUUCUACUAUCCCUUUGUCAUCCCUGGAGAUGUCGGUGGUUCCGCUGAGGUGAAGGCAGCGCUGGAAAGGCGUAUCUGCGACGCGAUGGCGCAGCUGGGCCUGUCUGCCGACCAGGUCGUCUUUGCGAGAGGAAGUCUUUGGAUCAUUCUGUUGGCUUCGCAGCCGGUGGCGAGGAGAAACCUCUUCGACUUGCUGGACGUACUCAAGGCGUGGACAAAGGAAGCGAAGAGCCAGCACCCUGCCUGGCGUGGGGCAGGUUGCCCCCGCCUUGCCACCGUCACCGACAUACCCGGCGGCCUGCGGCAGUUGGUCCGUCAAGUGUCGCCCUUGUCCCGCCCCGAGCCGCUCGGGGACCCGCCGGUGACCUGGUUGAAGGCCGACGAUGUCCGAGAGAGGGUGGCGGAGGCGCUCCAAAGAACGCGUCCGGGCCUCAAGGCAUCGCAGGUCUGGAUCUGCGAGGGCGAUCGCGUGCGACGUUUGGGAGAGUGGCUGCGCGGCACAGGUCGACUCAGCGCCAUGGUUGCCGACGAUCGGCGCUGCCUGGAGUUUCAGGACGGUGGUUCGACCUUGCAUGGCACGAAGAGUCUUGUGGACGCUUUGGAGACACUCAGUGUCCGGAGAUUUGCAUGCGGAUGCUUCGAGGAUACGCCGGAGUUCCAAGCGGGAGUGUUCCUCAUGCACAGUCUGUAUGAUGGACGCCUGUCCGCGGAGAGUGCGGUGGCGCGUGGGCGGCGACGAUCAAAGGCGAGUUCGCCGAGCUCUCGCCGUGCGUCAGCCUUCUCAGGUCAAUCUCUAUCUUCGGAAGGAUCUGCAAGGUCAUCAUCCUCGGGGAACGAGCGGCAAGGUAGAGGUGCCUUCAGGAACGAGGAGGAUCGAGGAAGGUUGCUGGAAAUGUGGCUGUCCCGCCUGUCCAAUUCCGAAUAUCGGACGCCCAUGCAGUUCCUUGAUGAGAUCUGUGCUGAUGCGGUAGCCGACUACCUUGCAGCAGAGGCCCCUGAAAUGUCGGCUGGUGGGGCACCCACAGCCGCAGUGGUCGCAGAAGCAAGGUUCACAAAUUUCGAGGUCGCAGGGUUUGGGCUCGGAGGGCUCGGAGGAGGGCUCGUAGGGCUCGCAGGCGUCACAGGGGUGACAGGGCUCGCAGUCGCAGGGGUCGCAUCAGGAGCCGUGGGGUUAGGAGUGUUAGCACUGGGACUGAAACUUGCGCUCCGAGCCAUUGCACCAAAAGGGACCAGCAUCCCACCUGUCCUCGCAGAGCAGCUGCGGCACUUCCCCGAGACGGAAUGUCGGCUCCUCCGCCUUCUCGUCCGCGAAUCGGCGGCUGUGAAAUCCGUGAAGUGGCCGGCCUUCAUGGAAGUCAUGGAGGGCCUCACUACCCGUGUCGCCCCCCGAGACGCGACUGCAGAGUCAAUGGACAGUGAGAUCGACGGGGAAAUUUCGGCGGCGCUGCAGCAGUUGGAAGAAGAUCUGCAGACCAAGGGGGCUGACGAAGCCUUGUCCAUCUUCAUUGAGGCGUGGCUCUCAAGAUCGUUUGGCUGA